This is a messenger RNA of Penicillium subrubescens, 738 nucleotides long. RefSeq names its product FAD-dependent monooxygenase. Bases 1 to 738 code for a protein of 245 amino acids. NCBI's taxonomy places the organism in Eukaryota, Fungi, Ascomycota, Eurotiomycetes, Eurotiales, Aspergillaceae. The transcript has 2 exons. The record is from RefSeq and is a predicted model, not a curated record. Gene Ontology annotation, molecular function: FAD binding.
AUGUCGAAUUGUCAGGGUAUCGAGACUGGAUUCGACUUUAUUGUGGGUGCAGAAGGUGCCUGGAGCAAGACCCGCAAGCUUGUAUCGGAUCAAACGCCAAAUUAUUCUAGAAUUUUCAGUAUCUCAUUCGAGAUCCCCAAUGCGAAAGAGACAGCACCCGAGUGCUAUAAGCUCACAAACUGUAGAUCUCUGUUCUCCUACACCGCUAGCCGAGCUAUCAUGCCACAGUAUCUAGGAGAUGGUAGCAUCGAAGUUGGUGUCUAUAUUACACAACCUCAUGAUUGGGCUGAGAAUCUUUCAUUGAAUACCCAGAACAUUGAGGCCAUUAAAAAGGUCAUCCUGGAUGAGUUUGAGGGCUGGGCGCCUGAACUGCUGCAAUUCAUUCGACAUAGUCAGAAUGCAGAAUUCCGUCCACUUUAUAUGCUCCCUGUCGGCUGGACGUGGGAGAAUCGCCCCGGUGUAACUUUGAUUGGCGAUGCGGCACAUGUCAUGACACCUUUUGCUGGUCAGGGAGUGAACCUGGGAAUGCAAGACGCCAUGAUGUUGUCUCGUGCAAUUAUCAAGGGAGCCAACUCGCCAGCUCCCAAAGAUGCUUUAUCAAACGAGAUCAAAUCAUUCGAGAAAGACCUCUUUAUCCGGGCUAAAGAGACCGCAACUUUGACGAAUGAUCUGAGGACCAUGUUUUUUUUCAGCGGCCUGCUUCGAUCCGUCAUUGAACAGGUUGUUUUGCGUAAAUGA